UAAGGUACAUGUGUAGAAAAUUAGAACAAUUACAUGUAUUAUAAAUUUACAUAAUUUCUUCAACACGAUUUCACCUGAUUAAGGACACAGUGAUUAAACAGAUCACGCAGGUGUGUCGCGCAGAUAUGUCGCGAAGCAGCGGUAGUUUUAAAAAAGAUAUUUUUUAUGUAUAUUAUAUGCAUAAAAAAUAUCGUAAAAUCACGUAUUAUAAUCACACCCAAAAGCGAAUACCUUUAAAUACUAGCUGUUUCCUUCACUCUACCAUCAGCAGAAUAACUACCAACCCAACAUAAUGGCACAGAAGUAUUUGGACAUGAUCGAACAGGAAAAGGCUAGACCAUUUAGAGAUUUUGAAGAGGAAUGGGUUGAUCUAGGAAAACAGCUUUGCCUAGUUGCUUUUGAACCAGGGAAUUCUCCCAAAGACGACGUGGAAGAAAUUGAGUCCCCAUCCCUUAAAAGAAAACUAAGUCAGGCGGAGGACUCUUACAUUUUAAACAAGAGGAGAACAAAGCUACAAAAACUAAGUGUAAUGGAGGAUGAAGAUGUCAUACUGACCAAUCUAAGAAAAGAGGACCCAUCAAAGUAUGAGAAAUUAGAAAAGAGAAUACGGGGAGAUGGAACCUCGGUGGGAUUUAAGACCACCCCGACAAUUAUUGGAUACAACUCUCAGUCGCCAGAAAACUGCACGUCUCAGGGAUUUAAGACCACCACAACGACAAUACCUGUGUAUUCGUCUCAAUCGCACGAAUGCAGUACGUCUCAAGGAUUUACGGUUAAGACCGUCGCGCCAACUACCGACUAUCCCCCUCAAGAGCCAGAAUGUACCAUGACAAUUCCUGCGUACUCGCCUCAGUCGCCAGAAUACAGUGUGUCUCAGGGAUUUACAACCGCUGCAACAACUAUUAAGAACCCCCCUCCUCAGUCGCCAGAAUGCAGUACGUCUCAGGGAUUUACAACCGCUGCAACAACUAUUAAGAACCCCCACUCUUUGCACUAAGGUAACCCAUGACGUUAUUGACUGUAUACUCACCCUUGGCUGUGAUCUCAUAUAUCCCACCUUGACCUCGUGUGACCCUUAGGGAAAAAAACCAUGACGUUGUGUGACAUUUCUGCCUGUAAACUCCCCCGAGACUGUAUCAUGACGUCAUCCCUGGGGAAAACCCAUGACGUCAUCCCUGGGGAAAACCCAUGACGUCAUCCUGACUAUAUGACUGUAGAGUGUCCUUGACUGUAGACUACCCCCUGACUGUAGACUACCCCCUGGGGAAAACCAUGACGUCAUCCCUGGGGAAAACCCAUGACGUCACCUGACUGCAGAGUGAC
Messenger RNA from Magallana angulata, 1323 nucleotides. RefSeq lists its product as uncharacterized. The transcript has 5 exons. NCBI's taxonomy places the organism in Eukaryota, Metazoa, Mollusca, Bivalvia, Ostreida, Ostreidae. The coding region runs from base 293 to 997 and encodes 234 amino acids. The record is from RefSeq and is a predicted model, not a curated record.